AUGUCGAACAUCAGAUUCAAUUCUACUACCUCAUCGCCCAAAAAAGUUAGUGGUUUCUCGACUUUGUGGAAGAACACCAAGAGAAUCACCGCUUUAGCUAUUUUGGGUUCUGUGGGUUUUGUUGGUUACAAGAUAUACGCCGACAAAGAACCUGCCAACCAGAUUAAACAAGUACCAGUUUUCGAAACAGGCCAAAGAAAGAAAACAUUGGUGAUUUUGGGUUCGGGUUGGGGUUCCAUCUCCUUGUUAAAGAAUUUGGAUACCGCCUUAUACAACGUUGUGGUGGUUAGUCCUAGAAACUACUUCUUGUUCACUCCUUUGUUACCCUCCUGUCCAACUGGAACUGUUGAAUUACGUUCCAUCAUUGAACCUGUUAGAUCCGUUACCAGAAGAUUACCUGGUGAAGUUAUUUAUUUAGAAGCUGAAGCUACUAAAAUUGACCCUGUUAAUAACAAAUUGACCAUUAAGCAAUCUACUACUGUCCACUCUGGUCACUCCGGUAAGGACACUUCUUCUUCCAAGUCCACUCUUAACAGUGUGGAAGAGAUUACUACUUCUUUGAACUAUGACUACUUGGUGGUUGGUGUCGGUGCUCAACCUUCUACUUUCGGUAUUCCUGGUGUUGCUGAAAACUCCCUUUUCUUGAAGGAAGUGAGUGACUCCAUCAAAAUCAGAAAAAAGUUGAUGGAUGUAGUUGAAGCUGCCAAUAUUUUACCUAAGGGUGAUGCUGACAGAAAGAGAUUGUUGUCCAUUGUUGUUUGCGGUGGUGGUCCAACAGGUGUUGAAGUUGCUGGUGAAUUGCAAGAUUACAUUGACCAAGAUUUGAAGAAAUGGAUCCCAGAAGUUGCCAGUGAAGUCAAGGUCACUUUGGUCGAAGCUUUGCCUAACGUCUUGAAUAUGUUCAACAAGAAAUUGGUUGACUACACGAAGCAAGUUUUCCAAGAUACUAACAUUGAUUUGAAAACCAACACCAUGGUUAAACAGGUGACUGACAAGAACGUUAUUGCUCAAGUGAAAUCUCCAAAAGAUGGAUCUACCGAAAUAGUUGAAAUUCCUUACGGUUUAUUAAUCUGGGCUACUGGCAAUGCACCAAGACCUAUUACUAGAGACCUUACAUCCAAGAUUGAAGAACAAAAGAAUGCUAGAAGAGGUUUGCUAGUUAACGACAAAUUGUUGGUUGAUGGUACCGAUAACAUUUUUGCUUUAGGUGACUGUACUUUCACCAAGUUCGCUCCAACUGCUCAAGUGGCUUUCCAAGAAGGUAUAUUCUUAGGUUCUCACUUUAAGAAGUUGCACGAAAUUGAGUCGUUGGACUUCCAAGUCAAGAAUGCUAAAGAUUUGGACUCUGUUCAAAUUGAAAGACUUUCUAAGAAGCUGGCCAAAUUGAAGGAAAAGUUGCCAAUAUUCAAAUAUAAUCAUCAAGGUUCUUUGGCUUACAUUGGUUCUGAAAGAGCUGUAGCCGAUUUGGUGUGGGGUGACUGGUCCAAUGUUACUACCGGUGGUACCAUAACCUACUUGUUCUGGAGAUCUGCCUAUAUCUAUAUGUGUCUUUCUGUCAGAAACCAAUUCUUGGUAUGUUUGGAUUGGAUGAAAGUGUCACUUUUCGGAAGAGAUAUUUCGAGAGAGUGA
Yamadazyma tenuis ATCC 10573 is the source of this 1629-nucleotide messenger RNA. RefSeq names its product NADH-ubiquinone reductase (H(+)-translocating) (gene NDE1). Lineage: Eukaryota; Fungi; Ascomycota; Pichiomycetes; Serinales; Debaryomycetaceae. Gene Ontology annotation, molecular function: NADH dehydrogenase activity. The record is from RefSeq and is a predicted model, not a curated record.